UCGCCUGGAAUCACGUGGGCGAGGACUAGCCGUAUAUAAACGCGGGCGGGGUCGUUGCUGGCCGCCAUUUUGUCCAGUGAGGAAAAGCGGAGCUGGGGUCUCGCUGAGGGUCGAGUCGGCUGAGUUUAGCGCGGGCUCCCUUCGCGCGCCCUCCCUCUAAGCACCGCAAUGCAUCGUGACUCUUGUCCGCUGGACUGCAAGGUCUAUGUGGGUAACCUUGGAAACAAUGGCAACAAAACAGAAUUAGAGCGAGCUUUUGGCUACUAUGGACCACUGCGCAGUGUAUGGGUGGCAAGAAAUCCUCCUGGGUUUGCCUUUGUGGAGUUUGAAGAUCCCCGAGAUGCAGCUGAUGCAGUAAGAGAACUAGAUGGAAGAACGCUGUGUGGGUGUCGCGUCCGCGUGGAGCUCUCCAACGGGGAGAAGCGCAGUCGGAACCGUGGCCCCCCUCCGUCGUGGGGCCGGCGCCCUCGGGAUGACUAUCGCAGGAGGAGUCCCCCUCCUCGGCGCAGAUCACCGCGAAGGAGAAGCUUCUCCCGGAGCCGCAGCAGGUCCCUCUCCAGAGACAGAAGAAGAGAGAGAUCACUCUCAAGGGAGAGGAACCACAAGCCCUCUCGCUCCUUUUCCAGGUCUCGCAGUCGCUCCAGGUCAAAUGAGAGGAAAUAGGACUGUGGGAAGGAGCUGUGUACAGGAAGUCAUGAGAUCCGAGGCCAGGAGUAUGUACAGAACAUUGUUUUGUUUUGAGACUUCAUAAAGCUUGGUGCAUUUUUAAAAUGUUUUAGCUGUUGAACUUGCUUUGUUCCUUGUAUCUUGUAACAGGUGGCAAAUGUAAAGAUGUGAAUCUGUAUAUGGUUCUGAGCAGAUCCUAUGAUUUGUAAUAUUAAUGGUUUUCCAAUGUACCAUUAGACAUGGGGGGGGGGUGUGUGUGGAAUGGCAAAUGGUCUGUGUUGUGUAGCUGGAAGAGCGGGGCUGGGCUGGGGGUUGCUGGGGCUCAGCUCGAAGUGUGCAGGAUGGUGUGUUCCUUGUGGGAUCAGGCCAGGAGCAGAGCAGGACACAGGUAGUCCAUAGCCCAUGUCUGGGAAAGAGAUUAGUGAGCCAGUGGCAGGGGGAGGGGGUAAGGGUUGGGGGCUGCAGCUUCAUCCAGCUCCAGUCUGACUGAGCUGCUUUAUAUUCCAUGAACAAAAACUUUUUAGCUAUAGGGUCAGUUAAUUUUGUACUUGGUGUGAGUAGAGUCCUUAAUUAGAUGAUUGUUGAUUGACCAUGUAUUCCAGAAGCUCUGAAUAGACCAAAUCCACAGCAGAACUGACACCUGGAGUGGAUGUGUUAUGUCUAAUGGUACAUUGUAAACAUUAGUUAUUAAACAUUUCUUUACUGUACAAGAAUUUUCAUGUCACUUGUAAAAUGUCUUUUGUGAGAUCCUUGGGAUUAAAGUUUUGGUUACAA
This is a messenger RNA of Serinus canaria (Common canary), 1440 nucleotides long. It is a transcript of the gene SRSF3, whose product is annotated as serine and arginine rich splicing factor 3. The record is from RefSeq and is a predicted model, not a curated record. The transcript is spliced from 6 exons. Lineage: Eukaryota; Metazoa; Chordata; Aves; Passeriformes; Fringillidae. Bases 169 to 663 code for a protein of 164 amino acids. Gene Ontology annotation, biological process: mRNA splicing, via spliceosome. Gene Ontology annotation, molecular function: RNA binding. Gene Ontology annotation, cellular component: nuclear speck.